Molecule: messenger RNA, 2890 nt
Organism: Strongylocentrotus purpuratus (purple sea urchin)
Lineage: Eukaryota; Metazoa; Echinodermata; Echinoidea; Camarodonta; Strongylocentrotidae
Exons: 2
Coding region: 313-2373 (686 amino acids)
Source: RefSeq, a predicted model, not a curated record
UUUGUGUUUGUUGGCAUACUGGUUAGGGGUGUCCAUGUUGUUGUGGGCUAACCUCACUUCUUUCGUGACUAUCUAGUAUCACGUUUUCAGGUUUACAAUUUCGUGGGAAAGCUAUUAAGGAGAGACCAGGAGAUAAUAGGAAUGAAUUUUAAAAACAGGAUGGAGAGCGAUUGUAUCUUGUCAAAGUGCCCCACAAAGUUUUCAAGGAAUAUUUCUCGAUAUGCUGAGGAUAAACUGUAUUUUGUGGAUUUUCUCUUAAUGUUAGUGAUAUCGGAUUCAUCAGACUUGACUUAAUCAAUACCACUUCUCACAAUGACAUACGGAACCAAAGAUUACGGCGCAGUGGCGUCGGCCUACGGACCGCUCACUAGACACAUGCCCAGAGCCAAGGCGACGACUGGACAGCAAGAUGGCGACAACCAGAGGAAACAAAAGCAGAAGGUGCUUUACGGUUCUCUUCUGGAGUACACGAAGAGGAUGGACAAGAUCAAGCAAGCUCGGAUGGCCAUUUCAAAGAGCAAGGACCAAGGCAGACUGAGCUCGGUACCCAAGCAACGCAGGCACUUCAAGAUGGUCUUACCCGGACUGGACCAACUGGAACACGAUGCGUUGUCUUUGACCAACAAGUUUAUCAGUCAGGCGCACUUCCAAUCAGCAUCCAGUGCGGCCGACAAGGUCAACGAGGCGCUGCCAUCGGAAGGCAAUGCCAAGUCCAGUAUCUUCAGCAACGAUGUCCAGGAGCGGUCAAAGGCAUCACCGAACUCCUUCAAACAGAACUGGAGAGUCCUCAAGGACGUGAAGGUACGGCAUAUACCAGUCCUGAAAACAAAGGAUGGAGUUGUGUACUCUACGGUCAGCCGCCCGGCUAAGAUCAACGAACCUCGAGACGCAGUAACGACCUUUGAAGAUACAAAAACUACCAUAGUAAAACUGGACGAGAACGGGAAUGCCAUUACAAACGUGACCAACGAAAGAUUCCGGAAGUAUCAUCCGGGAAUUUUACCAAAGCCAGGUAUGAAAGGUCCCUAUAAGUCAAAGGUCACCCUGCAUGUUUCCUUGCCGCAGAUGGGGAAUGAAUUUGAUGGCGAAUCUGACGACGAAAGAGACACGAGCUCGUGCUCCAUUGACUUGCCGAAUGAUGGAAGGGAUUCGCAGUCGUCAAGUCGCGUCCAAACACCAAAUCCUACAAAAAUCGAUAUGGGGCAAGACAUAUCGAGUGCUACCCAACAGAACAAAGAUAAAUUCGAAGCUGCCAUAAGCAGCAACACCAAAUAUGUUACACAGAAUGUAAUAAGUAGGCCUGAGAACGUCAUAAAAUCUUCAGAAAGAAAUGUCACACUUACUCAAACUUCUUCUGUUAAGAAAACUGCGGUUGUGUCUCCAACAAAAACAUUGAAACCAGGAAAGAAAUUUCCUCUCGAGAGUAAGCACGGCGAAAAGAACCAUUACCCCUGCGCUGAUUGUCCCGUGUGCAAAGCUGAGAUGGAGGCCCCUCCAUCACAAACCUCUAUCCUCAAGAAAAUCGACAAACCAUUGCCAGACAUAAAGUCGUUGUCUGGUCAAGGUUCCAUCCCUGAGAAGAAUAAAACAAAAAGAGGCUCUCUGCAGCAGAUUACCUUGCCAGGUGGUGUGAUGAAAUUAGGAAAAGUGACCUACCAUAGGACGUAUAAGAUCAAUGUACGACCGGUGGUGGGUGGCGUGAACAGUGAGCUAAAGUUGCACGAUUCCUUUGAGGACGCGGUCAAAGGCACUGAUGUCCUGAGGGAAGCCGAACGAACGCUCCGCUUUGAAAAGAACCGUAAGCAGAAUCAAGAGCAAAGGAAGAGAUUCUCCAUUGACACUGAUGAAAAGUUGAUGCAACCGUUGUGCAGACACGGUCGUUUCGUGCAUGAAUGUUACACGUGCCGUGCAGUCGAGGAGAUUCGACAGAGGUUGAAGGGCUCCUACAGCAGUAGCGAACAGCAGUUCCAAUGGAACCUUCUGUCGAAGCACGAACGACACUUGACGCAGAAGGUCAAUGCGACGAAAGUGAAACCGCCAAUGCGGAAGAACGCCCCCUUCAGGUUAUCCGCAAUCCCAAAGGCCACAGAUAUCAGCCAGGCUGCGGAGGACACGAGGAAACCAGAUGGAAAGCCUGGUGGAAGGAUCCUCACUGAAAAGGAAGAAGGAAGAGCCAAUCCGCAAGGCUUGUUGCCAACGCACGCAGGAAACAGUAAUGGCGAGAAAGGUGCGACUGUUGCGAAUGAUGAUGAAGAAUCGGCGAACAGGAAGGUCCGAUUCGCUGAGGAAAGAAUCUAUGAUCCAAUGAGGGGGUCUUAUCGACAGGGUAAUUCGAACAAUGAUCAGAUGAUAUUGCCACCCCUCAAAAACUGAUAUUAUUUUCUUUCAUUAGAUGUCUACACUACAAAACAUUUUAUAUGCAUGCGUGACUUUUUCUGAUAAAAUUUCACUUGCACUGUUUUUGUUGAUACAUUUUAUUAUAUAUAUUGCGCUCAGGAAAAUUAUGAGCUUUUGUUGACUAGGUAUGUUUUGCCUCUCAAUCUAUCAGCUGGACUGAUUCGGAAGAAAAAAAGAAUAAUACGUAUACCGUAAAAAAUGUGAUUAAUUUAACGCAUUAAAUCUUAAAAUGCUUAAUACAGUUUUGUGUGACUAUCUGAUGAAUAUCACAAUGACCUUUUGGCCCCAGUCUCUCAUUUUAUAAUAAUUAAAAUAACAUUUUAUAUUCAGAAGAUGAUUAGUCCCUGUUUUAUUGACCAUAAUAUAUGCCAAUGUGUUUGUUUUUUUCAUCCUACCUUGCUAUCAUUUUAAGCCUGUCUGCACUACUUGUAUCAACUUAGGCCCUCUAUAUGGCAAACAGUGCCUAAGCGGUACGCGUUGGUCCCCAAGAUCC